Messenger RNA from Cercocebus atys (sooty mangabey), 1763 nucleotides. It is a transcript of the gene FEZ1, whose product is annotated as fasciculation and elongation protein zeta 1 (zygin I). The coding region runs from base 216 to 1421 and encodes 401 amino acids. The transcript is spliced from 10 exons. Gene Ontology annotation, cellular component: axon; cytoplasm. The record is from RefSeq and is a predicted model, not a curated record. Lineage: Eukaryota; Metazoa; Chordata; Mammalia; Primates; Cercopithecidae.
GGGGUGGAGGCGGGAGCGGAGCCGGGCGCCGCCGGAGCUGCGGGGGGAGCGCUCGCUGGCUAGCUGGCUCUCCGCUGCGCUGCGCUGCGCUCCGGCCGCUCCCGCGGCCCGUGGAUGGGGGUGUCCGGCUGAGCCCCGGGAUCCGCCUCCCUCCGCCAGGACCCGCACAGAUAAACUCAUCCUGAAAGUCGCUGUUGUUCUCCUGCUGAGCAAGAAUGGAGGCCCCACUGGUGAGUCUGGAUGAAGAGUUUGAGGACCUUCGACCCUGCUGCUCGGAGGACCCGGAGGAGAAACCCCGGUGUUUCUAUGGUUCAUCUCCCCACCAUCUCGAGGACCCCUCCCUCUCUGAGCUUGAGAAUUUUUCUUCCGAAAUAAUCAGCUUCAAGUCCAUGGAGGACCUCGUGAAUGAAUUUGAUGAGAAGCUCAAUGUCUGCUUUCGGAACUACAACGCCAAGACCGAGAACCUAGCUCCCGUGAAGAACCAGUUACAGAUCCAAGAGGAGGAGGAGACCCUUCAGGACGAGGAGGUCUGGGAUGCUCUGACAGACAAUUACAUCCCUUCACUGUCAGAAGACUGGAGGGAUCCAAACAUCGAGGCUCUGAAUGGCAACUGCUCUGACACUGAGAAUUCCAUCUCCCCACCUCCUCUCCAGAUCCAUGAGAAAGAAGAGGAAGAAUUCAAUGAGAAGAGCGAGAAUGAUUCUGGUAUCAACGAGGAGCCUCUGCUCACAGCAGAUCAGGUAAUUGAGGAGAUUGAGGAGAUGAUGCAGAACUCCCCAGACCCUGAGGAAGAAGAGGAGGUUCUGGAAGAAGAGGAUGGAGGAGAAACCUCCUCCCAGGCAGACUCGGUUCUCCUGCAGGAGAUGCAGGCGUUGACACAGACCUUCAACAACAACUGGUCCUAUGAAGGGCUGAGGCACAUGUCUGGAUCUGAGCUGACCGAGCUGCUGGACCAGGUGGAGGGUGCCAUCCGCGACUUCUCGGAGGAGCUGGUGCAGCAGCUGGCCCGCCGGGACGAGCUGGAGUUUGAGAAGGAAGUGAAGAACUCCUUUAUCACGGUGCUUAUUGAGGUUCAGAACAAGCAGAAGGAGCAGCGAGAACUGAUGAAAAAGAGGCGGAAAGAGAAAGGGCUGAGCCUGCAGAGCAGCCGGAUAGAGAAGGGAAACCAGAUGCCUCUCAAGCGCUUCAGCAUGGAAGGCAUCUCCAACAUUCUGCAGAGUGGCAUCCGCCAGACCUUUGGCUCCUCAGGAAGUGACAAACAGUAUCUGAACACAGUCAUUCCUUACGAGAAGAAAGCCUCCCCUCCCUCAGUGGAAGACCUGCAGAUGCUGACAAACAUUCUCUUUGCCAUGAAGGAGGAUAAUGAGAAGGUGCCUACUUUGCUAACGGACUACAUUUUAAAAGUGCUCUGCCCGACCUAACCUUGCCCUUUGGAGCAGCCUCGCUGCAGGAGGUCACUGAACAAGAGUCAUUCCAUCACAGGGACUGCAUGACACCACGUAACCUCCGACGUGUAUUUAAACGUGUAUAGCUUAACCCGGAUUAAACAUGAGCAAACGCGCGGGGUCCUUUGCUGUUGGCUUCUAGUGCUAGUAACCAUUGGAUGCAUGAUGGGGCAGGGCCGGUGAUGGUGCCUCCCCUUGCUGGUGUCGGAGAGGGGAAGGCAGCCGCUUUCACUGCUCAUUAUGUAGUUUGGCUCCAGCCCUCAAAAACAGCUUAUACUGUAAGACUAAUUUUGAAAUAAAACCUUCAUUUAAGUAAUA